UGACAGCUCAUUGAAGUGCCUGCUUUCCUCCGCUGCCAUGGCUUCCACACCUCCACCUCUCAUGAAGAAGCACAGUCAGACUGAUCUUGUGAGUCGCCUCAAGUCCCGCAAGGUCCUGGGUGUCGGCGGGGAGGAUGAUGACGGGGAGGUGCACAGGUCCAAGAUCAGCCAGAUGUUAGGUAAUGAGAUGAAGUUUGCUGUGCGUGAGCCCAUUGGUCUCCGACUCUGGUUCCUCAUCUCUGCAGUGCUGUUCACAUCCACAUCCUUAAUGGCCUUGGCUUUUCCCAGCCAGCUCUACGAGAUAAUAUUUGAGAUCACCACCUCGAGGAUCUCCAUCAGACUCUACGGAGGAGCUCUUCUAUGUAUCUCAUUAAUUCUUUGGAAUGGCUUGUACACAGCAGAAAAGGUCAUCAUUCAAUGGACGCUACUUACGGAAGCGUGUUACUUUGGGGUACAAUUUCUAGUGACUUCCAUCACCCUCUUGGAGAUGGGCACACUGUCCAACGGUGCAGUUGUUCUUCUUCUUAGUGAAACCUUCUUCCUCUUCGUCACCUUGAGUUACUAUCACCACCUUGGCCGGCGCUCCAAAAAAAUCUGAGGGAGGCCAGCUAUUUGUUAGAGGAGUAGUUGGAUACAGUAGCACCACUGUAUGGACCAAAUUAAUUUACACUUGACUAAAAAAUCAAUCAGGGCAAUUACCCGUUUAUGUAAGUACAAUAACUGGGUUUACUCUCAUUAGAUAUACAGGGCCACAGAUCAUUAAUAUUGUUUUUGUUACAUUAAGUUCACUACAGUGGGUAUAAUUAUUCGACUGCUGACUUUUUUGUAAAUGCAUUUUCUGAGAAUUUAUUGUAUGGAGGGUAGAUUUCUGACACAAUUAUAAAUGUCAGAGAAUCCCAAUUGUGUCAGAUUAGUUUGCAAAGAUGCCUGCAAUUCAUGUCAUAUUAAGUAAGAGUUUCGUGAACUUACUCUAUGCAAAGCAGGCAUAGCAUGACAUGCAACAAAUAAUACAGGACAAAGGGUAAAACAAGAAAUAGCAAACAUACAAAAUUAAUAAAUACAAAUUUGAAUGAUAUUACAGAAAUAGCCUACAGUUGGUACAUUCACUUGUAGUUACUACCAUUUCUAAUAGAAUUAUUUCAUUAAUAUUACCACCUCUGUAAUUCAGGUAAAUUGCGAUUAAAUUCAAAAUUGAUGAACAUUUCAAAGUGAAGACUUUGCAAAUACAUUCCUUUUGAAUUUAGGAUCCCAACAGUACAUUUUGUGAUACGUUGAGAAUAAUGGAUGUAGUAUUAAAUGGUAUUUAACGUGUGUAUUUCAGAAAGUACCUUAUUAACUGUAGUUAAUAUAUAUUACUGUCAAAUGCAGCUCUGUGUCACUUCAAAC
Carassius carassius (crucian carp) is the source of this 1386-nucleotide messenger RNA. RefSeq names its product tumor protein p53-inducible protein 11-like. The coding region runs from base 38 to 598 and encodes 186 amino acids. NCBI's taxonomy places the organism in Eukaryota, Metazoa, Chordata, Actinopteri, Cypriniformes, Cyprinidae. The record is from RefSeq and is a predicted model, not a curated record. The transcript is spliced from 7 exons.